AUGCGCAAUACUUUGGUAGAAGUUCUUAUCAGUUUUAGCAUCUUUAUUUGCUUUGACAGCCACGAGAAGGACAAUCAUCACGAAAUUGAACGACUUCUUGAUCGAAAAUCGCCACUUUUUCGCUAUCCACAUGGUCUACUUGAUAAUGAACAAAAAAAUUUACAAUCUACAUAUAAUACAUUUGAAAUGCUGAAUGGAAAUCUUGACAAGAUUCGUGUAGAUCUUGGCAUUAAAACGUUAGAUGAGUAUUAUAAUGUAUCUCAAACAUAUACGCACUUACUUUCACUGCAGCAACAACAACAAGAUGCGUAUUCAACUGAGAACUUGAGUAUAAGACCAACAAAUGAUGAAAGUUCUUUUACCGAUCUUAGUAUGCGUGGACCGAAACGUAGUCUUCACAGAGUAAUACAAACAUUCAAAAUUGAUUAUGCAUUAGUAAAUCGUAUAGAACUUAAUGGACCAAUUUUAUUUACGCACAUUAUUACACGAUUGAAGUCAAGUAUUAUUUACCAUUUAAUUACAUUAAGAUUCGAAUUUCAAGUAAAUUCAUCGUCAUCAUUAACCGAUUCAGAAAGAUUAGUUCUUGGAAAAUUAAUUGAAUUGUUAACUUCGUGUUUUAGUGAAAAACAAUGA
Rotaria socialis is the source of this 633-nucleotide messenger RNA. Lineage: Eukaryota; Metazoa; Rotifera; Eurotatoria; Philodinida; Philodinidae. The record is from the annotation of a GenBank genome assembly.